This is a messenger RNA of Tinamus guttatus (white-throated tinamou), 1942 nucleotides long. The record is from RefSeq and is a predicted model, not a curated record. Lineage: Eukaryota; Metazoa; Chordata; Aves; Tinamiformes; Tinamidae.
ACAAAAAGUUGAAGAAUAUCUGUCAAGAAAAAAGACCUUUUCUGGUGUGUGCAUUCAAGAAAACCAGGCAUCUUUCAGCAGUAACAGAACUGGAAAAGUAACUAGCAGAAAACUGCAAGACAAAAUACAGACCUUAAAAUCUGCAAGGUCAAAAAUGGGAGAUGCAGAGAAUGCUGAUAAUCUUUCAUUGGAUCAAUCAAGCAGAACCUUAGAAGAAAAUGUUCCUAUAAAGUCUUCUACAAUCACUCUGGCACAUUCUGCAGUGGGGACAAACUAUAAUCCUGAUGUUCCUUCCAAGGAUGAAGUCACUGAAAUAAAAUCUCAGCAUGGGUCACUUAGCCAGUCUUUCCUGCAUGUCAGGAGCAUAAAAGAGAAGCAACUAAUUGCAGAAAAACAAAAUUCAAAUAUUAGCCUACUAAAGAAACCUGUGCUUGGUACAUAUCGUGGCAAAGUUAUUCAAUCAAAAAUAAAUUCCUUCCGAAACGCACCAAAAAGUGAGGUGGGGGAGAGGUCCCUGACAGACAAGAAGCCUCUUGUUUCUGCCACUAAACCAUCUGUAAGAUCUUUUUCCAGAAGCAAUUGCAAUGUAGUUAUGAAGACCAUCAAAGUCACAAACUCCCCUAAUUCUGGAAAACCAAAAGGUGUCCUCCCAUUCCAGAUAGCAGUCCAGAAGAUGGUUGAUAGAAGAGGCUCAGUGCCACAGAGGUCUGGGUCAAACAACACUGACCACAAAACAUCAGUGGUGAAAAAAGAUUCUUGCGGAGAUGCGAGACCAGGAGCUACAGGAAAAGCAACUUCUGCUCUUCCUGUUACCAAGUCAGGACAGAAUUCUAGAGCUAUUGGCAACAGCAAAUCUCUUCUGCCAAAAGAGUCAGCAGAAGAGAGAAGAGUUCGCCUGGCUGAAUGGAGGGCAACCAGAGGGAGAGUGAUGAAGAGGCCACCUCUGUCGGUAACCCUGGGAACCCAGUCUAAAAGUGAAUCACAGGAGCCCUCUUCCUCUGAAGGGUCUUCAGAGCAUUUGUUACAUGAUGAAAAAGUCAACAAGACUCUCUCAGAAUGUCUGCAGUUAACUGAACAGGGAUGUCAAAGGGAUGAAGUAGAUGCCAUGUUGGAAGACCUGAUAAAGAAUAUUCCUGGGGCUAAAAAACUUGCAAAAUACUGGAUCUGCUGUAUGCGUCUUGAACAGAUGGGCCCUAUUGAAAAGCUCAUUGAGGUCUAUGAGGAAGCCAUUUUGGCAGGAGCAAUGCCAAAAGAUGAACUACGGUGCUCACUGAUAGAUGUUAUGAAAAAUACUGAAAACCUGUUGAAGUCUGAGGAUGGGGGAGCUGUGAUAGAAGCUCAUUUAAGGGAGGUGGCAGAAGUCAGCAAGGAAGCCAGCUCAUCUGCAGAGCAAGUUCAGGAGGUCUUAAAGGAGCUCAACUCAAAUGAGGACCAGAAAACAGAGGGAGAUAGGAAGGCAGAGACUAGCAAUGAAGUGAUCAAAAAUGAAGAAAUGGAUUUAGACUUGAAGACAAGAAAGGAGAUCUUGCCAAAAAAGAAUAAAAAGCACAAAACAAAAGAUCGUACAAAGAAGUCAGGAAAAUGGGAAGCAGAAGAGCAGAGUGAAGACAGGGUAAAAGAUGAGAUGCAAGCACUUAAUUCUCCUGGCAAGGAAAAUGAUGCAUUUUACUUAAUGAAAUACAAUCAACCUACAACUCCAUACUUAGAAAGUGUGAAGAUGCGCCAUGAGGCAAAUGACUCCAGUGCUAAAGACCUGAAAAUUGCAACCCCUUUACGAUAUUCUCAACGUCUACGGGAGAAGAUGUGCAAGUUGCCAGACAAGGAUCACAAUCUCUGUGCCCCUUCACUUGAACAGCUGGGGGAACUGGGAUCAAAACCCACUGCAUGUAUCUCCAAGCAGAACAGUACACUUGAAGAAACAAGUGCUGAUGUUGAGGAGUAA